Messenger RNA from Pocillopora meandrina, 25596 nucleotides. Lineage: Eukaryota; Metazoa; Cnidaria; Anthozoa; Scleractinia; Pocilloporidae. The record is from the annotation of a GenBank genome assembly.
AUGUUUUUUGGUUUUUUUUAUCCCCUCCUAUUCGAGCUUUCUGCUCUAAUUCCAGAUCAAGCCUUUUCACAAGGUUUGUAAGAUAAGUUUGAAUCGUAUCUCUUAUUGUUUUCAGUGUUAGAACAUCGAUGUUGGUGUAAUUCAUUUAUUCGUAGUAAUUCAACUAGCCCUGAAUUCUACCAGUCUUUGUUUUUUUUCAUAUUUUCACUUCGUUAAUGUGGGCGUUGAAUGCUCUUUGGAAACUUGUUUCGACAAUUUGCUUUAUAACUGAUAACUUGGAACGCUGCUGAAUAGCACAAUCUCAACGUUUAGUUAACUUCCAUUCAUAUAUAUCUGCUGUUGUGAAGUUGCAUAGUUGAAGUCAAUCUAUUAUCCUCUAGCGUUCAGCACUUCCACUUGGGCAAAUGUAAAUAACACUCCAUCACUUCACAUUGAGAAAUAUUUUUCAAGACUUAACUAAAGUAUUGAUUGAAAAAGCCUUUAUUCAAUUUCAAUUUAAAUUCUAAAUGAAGUAAAAAAAACAGCUACACACCUUUAAACUUGGAUAUAAUUGCGUAGGUUAACUACAGGCUUUCGUCCUUAACAUGCUUUUACUCAAAUUUACUCAAAAUGGUUUAUCAAAGACUUCUAAAAUUGGGUUCGCAGAAACAUUCGUUUUCUAUGCCUAUCUGAUCAUUGAUUGAUGUUCUUCAUUUUUCCGAAGGAAAGUUUGAAAGCAAUAUGUUAUAGUUAGAUAUAUUUAAUACUGAGGAAGAGACACGAAUGAUAACAUCACAGCACCGAAGAGCUAGAAAUGUUUACAAUUUAAAGGUUUGUGACUCUAUUUUCAAAAUUUUUGUUUGAAAUGGUAUUUCAGUAUUUAAGUCACUCAGAAUGCGGUAAAUGACAUGGCAGAUAUUGAUAACUGAGAAGGUAAGGCAAUGCAAAUUUAGGUUUUUAGGAGGUUCCUGAACAACUAUUGAAUGAGUUAAAUCGAAAUGGCUUGAUGAAAUAGCUGCGAAAAAUCUAUCUGUGAUAUGAUCAUUUUAAGUGUUCAACGACGCGAUUUUCUUUUUCAACCAAACUAAAUUUUUCACAUGUUAUCCUUUUUGUCUUGCGAAAGGUUGCAUGAUUUUACCCAAUUUGACCAAGGGCCUCCUGGGCUGGGCAUCAAACAGAGUUAGCGACAACACUGGAGGAAAAUUGUCAAUUAAAUUUGGCGGAAGUCAAAGGGCCCAAGAUGUUAUUGACAAAAUGACACCUGCUUUGCUUCCAAAAUUUACGAAUUCUAAAAUUAAGAUAGGUACCAUAGUAACGGUGUCGCAAGAUUUCUCCAACCUUUCAGGUAUUUGGAAUGGAUAGCUGCUAAAUAAACACGAGGGAGCUGACAAAAUUUGCCUCCAAUUAGAUCAGAAAAAAUUCAUGGGGAAUUUAAAAUUCUUUUGUUACGAGUAAUGGUUGUGGAAAAUAUAAGCCUCUAGAAGUCUCCACACUGCUUAGUCAUGCUGACAUGCGCACCAUAGUACUUUCUAGAACAUUUCAUCUAGUCACGCAGUUAUUACGUAAUACUACUAAAAUAGUUCUUUUGUAAGCUUCUGGAAUGUUCCAGAACACUUUGUGAAUGUGAAUGUAUAUAAGGACUCAUUUACAUAACAGUGUUGGUUAUUGUUGUCGGGAGUGAUCUACUGUUUAGUGAGCCAUACCGUGAGAGAGAGCUACGGUGAAAGAUUGCUAAUUUCAAGAAACGUUGGAGAAAACUGUGAGUUUAGCUCAGUGGUGAGCUAAGACAUAGACUGUUGUGGGCUUAAGUAAGUUUAUCGAGGAUAAGUACUGUACUGCCUUUAGGAGUCGCUCCUUAUUAAGAAUAUCACUAAUUGUUUAAUAAAGUAGCUCAGUUUGUAGGAUUGCAAUGUUUUUUGCCGGUUGAAUUGAACCGUAACACUAUGUUGACGCCUGUUUAUCUUGGUUUCGUAUGAUCUAAAAGCACUUUUAGGCCUCUAAUAAAACGGCACAUAUCUUUCCGUAAAUGCUCAAAAUGUUUUUAAAUAUCUUAAUGUUUUACUAGAGGGCUAAAUAUCGUGUAAAACACUUAAAAUAUCUUGUAUCAUAACGAACUACAGUCAAACCUGUGUUAAGCCGUCACCUACGGGAAUGUCAGGGUGACUGCUUCAAACAGGUUCCGAAGAAUAGGGGUAAUAUAAAAAACGAUGAAAAAAAGCGCCAUUUUGUGCCAUAAUUGACCACUUAUUGAAUAAAACCUCUCUCAGAAAUACUACUGACGUUGAUUUCGAAAGGAAAAUAUGGAUCAAUUUUACUUGAAAUAAUAGAGGUGACCGCGUAAUUGAGGUGAAAAUUACAGUGAUUAAGGGGAAACAAAUUUGGGACUUAAGCAACCGUCUGCUAAGGGUGCCGCUUAAUACGGAGCCGCAUAAUGCAGGUUUGACUGUAAUUUUGAAUCAAGCAAGCCAACAUUUUUAUUUGAAUGGCUUUAAAAAUAUGCAAAGAGAUUGUCAAUGAUUGUGUUAUGAAAAGGACAGUGAAACAACUUUCAAGACAACUUGUAAAUGGUUAAUCAGUUGGUAACCAUGACAGCAAUUCUGGUAUAGAACUGAGUAUUGUCCCUAAAUCAAACCAAGAGAAAGACCCAAUGAUCAGCUUAAAAUUAGCUCCUGAUACUUCGAAAACUUCCUGGAUUUUAUAAAUGUCUCAAUGCUUUCCACCAUUCUCAGUUACCUCCUCGCUUUACUCUACAACGUCCUAAUACGGCACGAGUACAAAUUUGUUUUAGUCGUAGAGAGGUAGGGGUCACCCCGGAAUUUUGAAAGGAGCCAAGAGGGAAGGGGGGGGGGAUUGAAAAGGAAGGGUUCUGAUACUGAUUGGCCUUGAAACCAUUCUUAAAAAGUUUUUUUUUUUGUGGUAUAUCUCAAACGUUGCAAUUUAGUGAAGAUGAUUUAUCUCCCUAAACAGCAGAUUUCGCCAAAGGUCCCUUCCUCGCCACUCUAUAGGCAACUUUAUCCUCUCUUCUAACCAGCCAGUCCCUUCCUCGCCACUCUCUCCUGUAAGUGGUGCCAUCAUGUCCUUUUAUUACUAAACUGUUCUUCUUUCCUGUUACAGAAUCAAAUCCCGUGUAUCGCGAGGGCAACCGCGUCUCCUCCACAAGAACCUUCCUGAGACGUACAUUCAUUAAACACGAGUUUCAAUACUUGAAUGUCCCGCUUGUUGGAACAGUGGCAGUGUCUGAUGUGUUUGACUGCACGUUAGGAUGUCUCAGUAAUCCGUUCUGUUUUUCUGUAAACCUGGACACCUUCAAAGGAGCCCAUGGAAAGCUUUGGUGCGAAUUGUUGUCAUCUGAUAAGUUCAGAAACUCCACAGAGUAUAAAGGGAAUAAAAGUUCGCAUCAUUUUUCCAUUGAGGUAGAAAGCAUUUCUUAAUUUUGACAAAUAAACGUGUUAAAAGUAUGACAGCUUUGUCAAGAUCGUUAAGAGAAGGCAAUCAGGUUAAAGCCACUGCAAAUGGUGUCGGUCUGUUGUCGUAUUCAUUGUGGUGACAACCGUAUUUCUAUGGCAUGUUGUAAAGCAUGCAAACACUUUCUCGUGCCGCGCACCAUCUUACUUACUUACCACCUUCUGUUUCCCAGGCACGUCAGCAGACUAAGAAAAUACAUGUGACUCGGUUGAAAAUUUGAGUCAAGAUACCAGAUUCUGUUUAUUUAAUUAAAGAAUGGAUCGUUGUUUAAAUCGUCAGUACUUGGUCGGCCUUUAGUCAAUUUGUGUUUUAAAAUGUUUCAUCGACAGACUUCUUCAGUUUCUGCGAACGUUCGAAACAGUUAGAAAACCUUUCCAGACUCAUAGAUCCCGACGGCUUCGCAAUAUAUUUUUAAUCUCAUAAAGCCGCUUUCUAAAAUACCAGCAAAUGAAGUAAACUCAGUAAAAAUCGUAAUACUGUAAAUGAAAAUGGAAAAAAAAUAAACAAAUAAAAAAGCCUAGAUGCUAUCAUAUGAAGUUUUUACCAUGAAAAAAUUAUACUUAAACAAAUCCGGACCGGAUUGACGGAAUAACGCGGAUUGGCAGAUUCAUGUAUUCCCUAUUCAAAGUACAUGAACUAUUUUCCUACUUUGUUUCUCUACAGUCACCUUGCUCUUCGUCACCUUGUCAACACGAAGCUACCUGUGUCACAAACUAUAGAGAUGGCUCGUUCGGAUGCCGCUGUGCAAAAGGCUUCAAAGGAGAAUAUUGUGAAAAAGGUGAAGAGUUUGGCAUGGCAUUAAAUACUAUAAUUCACAAGUGACUGCUAUAAAUUUUUUACUUAACCUUGCGGCUCGAAAAUGUUCUAAAAUAGCUAGCGAAAAUAUAUAACAAAAAAAAUAUUAAAUGCAAUGCAUGAAGAUAUUGAAUCUGUCGAUGUUCAAGUUAAUUAAGCACCUGACGGAGAAAUCGAAAGGUCUGAGGUGGGGAACUGAAUAUUUAUUUUUCUUUUUACUAACUUCUCCUCAGGCACCAAUUAUUAUUUUUUAUCACGGGGGAGAAGGGUGGAGGAUUUGGAGGAUCACAUGAUUUUCAGGGAGACUGAGGAGAGCGGAAACAUGAAAGUAUUGCAGAGCCUUGACUGAGGGAGGGGGGCGGUUACUUUCAUCGUACCACAACUCCUCCCCCCCCCCCUCCCUCCAUCGGCAGUAAAUUAUAACUGGUACCACAGAAAUGUUUAAAAUCUCUUAUUGCUCAAAGAUUUUGCUAAUAGCUUGAUACAAAAAUGUGCAACUACUCUACUUUUGUGUCCCCUACUGGACUGUAAUGGAGCCUAAAUAUCUCAAACACCUGACUUUUAUUUUUUUUCUUUACAUUUAGUUAUUGGGUCUUGCAAAGAUGCUUACAACCUUUUCAAGUAAGUGAUACCAAAUGAUUAUCUUUUCGAGCAUAAAAUAAAGACAAAAUUAUCGGAUAGUUUCAAGAGAAGAUUGUUCGCCGGAAACUAAUAUGAUCACGGGGUAAUUUAUUAUUAUCAACUGUGUUAAUAACGUAAAUUGGCUACCGUAAAGAGUUUCAAAGCUGACGUUUCGAGCAAUUGACGAAGGACUAACGCUCGAAACGUCAGCUUUGAAACCCUUUACGGUGGCCUAUUUACGUUAUCAACUCAGUUGAUAAUACUAAAUUACCCUGUUAUACUCUCCCACCGACGCAGCACCACAGUUUCUUUAGAAACUUACCCCCUCUAAUAAUAUGAUAAAGAAUGGAUGUUUUCGUAUCAAACAGGUCAAACGCCAGUCAACUGGUUACAUUAGACCUUGACUCUAAACCAAUCACAGUUCUCUGUCAGAUGGGGGAUUUUGGAUGCGGAGAUGGAGGAUGGACGCCUCUAAUAAAGAUUGAUGGCAGCAAGGUAAGCCUCAUAUGGCGGAAUAUUCUUGGCAUAGUUUUCUUGCGGGUGAUGAAGCGCGAGCAAAAAAUUUUCAGAAGCGUCGAAACUACGAUAGAAUCUCUUAGCAACUCGUCCGUAUUCUUAUCGCGGUCCCUGCUUGCGUGGCAUGAGUGCUACAAUACCCUAAAAUCUAAAACGCCUGCAAGGACCUGCAAGUAGGGUAUAGAUUGAUGGCUUUUGCGCGAACUGUGUUACUGAUUUCAUGAGGGUUCUUCCUUUGGUGAUGCAUCGUGUAAUUUAUGUUUAAGGAUAAAUUAAAUCCUCUUAAUUCUUUUUAGGCAACGUUUCGCUAUGACUCUCACUACUGGAGUGAUAAAAACCAAUACAACAUCACCGGCGGGCGGACUGGGUUUGACUCACAAGAGACCAAGUUACCGACCUAUUGGAACACACCUUUCUCCAAGAUCUGUCUCGGUAUGAAGAUAAGUGGACAGCACAGGUUUAUUGUCAUUAACAAGCAGGCCAACUCUCUGUACUCACUCAUUGCUGAUGGGACAUACCGCGCUACUUCCCUGGGUCGUAACGAGUGGAAGAAGUUGAUUGGUGCGGCGGGCUCUUUGCAACUGAACUGUAACAAGGAGGGCUUCAAUGCUGUAGGUACUUCAAGUUAUCAUUCUAAAGCAAGAGUUGGUUAUAUAGCUAACGAUCAAAACGGUUGUGGGUCUUGUGACUCCAGAAUUGGGUUUGGUACCGGAGGAUAUCCUAAUAACUCCAUUACAUGUGGAAACGUAGCAGCUCAUUCCCCAGAUAACGGUAACAGAAAUAUCACAGCUAUGGGAUAUAUUUUGGUGCAGUAAACUCUUUCAAUCCAUGUAUUACGUUAGAAAACUCACGAAGACUGGGGGAGGGGAGGUGGGGUACUGAAAAGAGCCCUUUUCCAUCUAUCCAUCCCUCUCCUUUCUCCCCUCAAACGCCAAAGUGAGAACUUGCUAAGGAAACGAUAGAUUGCCUGCUGUUUAGUUCGGCUUCUAAAUUGCUUUUUUUCCAAUAUGCGGCGAGUGCAAAGACGGGAAGAGACUUGAAUAAGGACUUUACACGCAUGGGUUCCAUUUGUACACCUUUGUGAGCCCUCAGUUUUACUGAAAUUCAGUCGACUGGUUACUAAAACUACUGUGAUGUUUAAAUCUUAAAAAGGAUGUAAAGCCAGGAUAGAACAUUUUCAGGCACUCGUUAAACAUUACCACUAAUAGGCCUUUGCUGACCGAAUCAUAUUGAGCUUUAUCUGUUUUGCUUUCUGUAUAUUUCUUUGACAACCUUUGGCUCGUGAUUUACAAACCUCUCUUCCUCCUCCAACAUCCCACGUGAGUUAUUAAGCUAGUAAACUGAUAGAAAGUGUGGACUAUUGUUUAAUUAUUGCUAAUCAUUAUUACUAAUAAUAACUAUUAUUCAUUAUUAUUAAUCAUUAAGAUUUGUGAAGUAGCCCUUAAUGCAAGUACGUAAUCAGUUGUAAAGACGUUUUAGUAUACCUAACACCAGGGCCCAGUUGUAUUAAGGGGGGAUAACGCUAUCCAACAGAUAAAUCGCUAUCCAGCGGAUAAGUGAUAUCAAACCGUAUAGCGUUAUCCACCAGAUAGAGAUUUAUCCAGUGGAUAGCGUUAUCCUCUCUUCGAACAACCGGGGCCUGGACUGUACAAAGAAAUAGUCCGACACAAGAACCUUAUUAUACUGCAAUUUCUCCACAACCGCUAGAAAAAGUGCAUAUGAUAAUUUGAUAACAAUAGGUAUAAAAUAAAUGAAAAACAAUUAAGUCAUUAUUCACCACUUGGAUGGUUUAUUUGGAUCCAACAUAAUGACCAGCUCCCAACUGGCUCGUUAGCUCAAUUGGUAGAGCGCUGCACCGGUGUCGCAGAGGUCAUGGGUUCAAAUCCCGUAUAGGCCUGAAUUUUUUUUCAGGUCUUAUUUCAACUACUAGUGCAGUAGUGUUCAUAGCUGCGAGGAUCGUUUAUAUUCGUUUCCUCACCGCAGUGAACAAAUAUGAUUUUUCAUAUAUUUGCAGUUAUUAGGCAAAAGAAUAUUUGAAUAACAAUAAAUUGAAAAGAGGGGCGCCGAGACACCAUAUUAGAAACGCUACAGUAAGAAAAUACAACUAGAAUCAAGAUUUCUAAUUCAAAUUCAUAAUUAUGUAAAAAUUUUUGCAAUUAGAAGAAUUACAAUAUAGUGGAGUAAUCUUAGAAUUGAAUUUUCAUUGUGCCAAAUACAAGAGUUCAUCAAAUACUUUAAAUAAGAUGAUGUCUGCUCACAAUAAAGGUUAUAAAUAAUGAACACCGUAUUUCCUCGACUAAGCGCCCACGCUCUUAUAAGUGCCCUUCCCCGAAUAAGUGCCUACUCCCUAUUCAUAAUGUCAAAAAAGCGCCCCCCCCCCCCCAACCCCCCACCCUUUGAAUAAGCGUCCACCUCUUCCCUCAUUUUCUUAAGUGGUAGGAAUACAAGGAAAAAUUGUUUCUAUUGACAAGUUUGAGUAAACAAUGACCGCAUUGAUUUGCACGUCAGAAAGCUCGAAGCAGCUGCAAACAUUUUUAAAAUUAUAUUGGUUGAAAUCAGCGCCUUGGAAAUGUUCACAGGAAAAUAAGAUCUUGACUGCAGCUCGUCACUAAUCGCAUUUGAAACAAAGCUGGGAUUCUUCCCUUGCUGACAAGAAGAUUCGAUUUCUAUAAACAUAUUUUUUGUUUUUUUCUAUUCCGUUUUAUUUCAAUUCUCUGCUCUGAUGUCAGACACAGCAGUUUCUCAAGGUUUGUUAUUUGCAUUUGCUACUUGUUUGAUGUUAACAUCUGAAUAUUACUUUUCUCUGUUAUCAUUCGUUAACACUUGGGAAGUGUCAUAUUUUGGUACAUGAUUUCCGGGGUAAAUUGACCCUCCCCCUCCCAAGGUUUCUCUUGGUUUUCACUAAAAUAGGUAAAAUACAUAAAAUCUCUCAAUGCGAUGAUUCUGAAGGUUUGCAUGAAUAUUGCUAAAUCCUUAAUGACGGUCCGGAUGAUGGGGGGGGGUACACUUGUCAGUUAAAAUUUCGGCCAUUUAUCAGUUUUCAGUUAGAUUUUUGGGCCAUUUGUCAGUUGUCAGUUAAAAGACUGUUAUUAAUUGACUUAGUGACUUAGUUAUUACUUCCGACCCUAUUUUUGGCGAAAAAGACACAUAGAGCGUAAAUUCUAAAAUCAAGUCGAAAAUUGAUACAAAAAGAACUCCUCUUUUCUCAAUUCUGAAAUGAAAUAAUUCUGAGAACUUCCAAAUGACUUUCAGUCUGUGUUUAAAGGGUGUCUUUUUCAAUUGGGUUAUUAAACAUCCAAGCGAAAAUGGGCACGAAUUGGCCUCCCGGAUCAGAAACCGUAGUUAGGGUAAUAACUUCAUCCUCUCGGUCAGAAAAGUCAUUUUCUGAGUCCGUGUCAUAUUUGUUUGCAUAUGUUCGCACCUCAGCAACUGCCACUUCAACGACGUAGUCGUCAGCAAUGCGACACAUGUCACAUUCCCAACUUCCGAAAUAGCUUGAACGGCUCCUUUGGCGCUGCUGAGCCCUACUGGCUGAUCUCCAGAGUUAAAAUCGUUCCCUAGUCCCGUCAACAAGUCCACUUUGGUGGAAUCUUGCUUCUUCGUGUAGACGGCCGGUGGUAAAGCCCCUGCCUUGUCUUUGGCAGUUUCCUCCCGAACUGUCCUUUGCCUCAACGGAAGAUACCUCGCCGCAAAUUCUUUCACAGCACUUUCAGUCUCGGCGUUGAUCUUUUCUGAAGGUAGGGGUGGCACAAAGUUCACAUUUGCAAACUCCGUGCUGGUGUGAGGGACAGGAUAGUAGGAUUUUUCAUGAGUAAAAUACCUGGCUGCCCAUUUUCUUACUCUCUUCAACGACUCCUCGCUAAUUAUUCCAGAGUCUUGGAAAUACUGCAAUGCGGUAAAGGUCUCGUGCUUGAAAUGGGAAACUGCGUUUAGAUUUUCCACAACUGUUGUGAGGAAUGUGCAAAUCAAUGUCUUCGAGAAAACCGUUAUCAAUUGGAGCUAUGCUGUGCAGGCGGCGCAUUCUUCCUUCAAGUAAGACUUGAGUUUUAUUAGACACAGUUCCUUCAGGGCCGUUGAUUGCUGUGGUUUCCCUUACACUGUACCGUUGUUUCACCUCAGAAACGGUCUUUGUGAUGUUGUCACAUACGAUACUUUGUCUACGGCAUCUUGAAGAGACGUGUGUGCUUUUCCUAUGCUUUGGGCUUUGAUACCAAAACUGCUAUAGAUACUUCCAAGGACUUUUAUGAACGACACAAUACCACUGAGUCUCGAUGCUAGUUUUAUGCAACCUGUAGCAACAUCCGAUACGAAUAGAGUCUUCUCCAUAGAACAGAUGCCAUGAACUUGCGUAAAAGAACAUGUUUCAUCCGUUCCAUCACUUGCUCCUUCCUGACCAGAGCACAUCAAGGUUUUAACGUUUUCCUCAGAAGGACGGAAGAACUUUACCUUUCGAUCUCCUGAGUCAGUGAACUUUAUCCCGUCUUCAAAUUCACAAAGUCUUCUGAUUUCUUUACAAGACUCCGUGUUGUUCUGUAGAAGUAGGUCAACUUCUAAGCUUAAAGGGUUGUAAACGUAAAGGCCACCGUCUAGACCGACUGCAUGCUGUAAAGUAAGCUCUUUAUGUGAGAACUUCCAUAAAUAUGACAUUCGAAAUGCCAGUCGGGUAGGUAACGAGUUUGAACCGGCAAAGCCAACUCCACUGUAAUGUAACAUUACCUGAAUAAUUCCUUUCUGAGGAUCGUCUGCACACAACAGAAUGUUUUCACUUGCAGCACAGAUAGAAGUUGGCUUUUCUAAUGGAGGGCGAGCCUGGACAAGCUUCGAGUUUCCGAAUUCAGCGGCUAAAGGUUUGUUAUGGGAGGCUCAUAGGAUUUUUGCUUAAAGUUGGCGCGCGCGCUAGCGUAUUUGUUUUUCUGGAAAAUUUUUAUGUUCUCGCUUUUCUAGGUUACUAACAUCAAAAGGGCGAUGAGCAAGGUUCACAGUCUGGAAAAGUCGAAGUUGUUACACACGGGAACUUAAAAGUCAAAAAGCACGCGACAGGUCACUUUAAAAUCUCCUUUCUUCUCACAGAUUCCUUAUUGUAAACUGUUCGAUAAUGCUAAUAAAUAAUCAAAUCAUAGACUAAUGAGCCAGCCACGAAUGAAUCUAAAACCGACUUUUUUGUUUUCGAAAGAAGCUUUCUCGGUAAUUUUGGGAAUAUUUCAGCUCGGAUGGCAAAUGAUAAGUAGUUUGUAAGUCGAAAAUUGUUUAUCGUGAAAAUAUUUUUGAGUCAACUCUGCACAUCAAGUCCUUCGAGACAUUUUAAUUUAAAGACAUCACUUGGGCUCAUGAAUCACGAAACACACUCGCGUUCAUUAGAUAUCCUAAUUUUUGGGUUGUGGAAAUGCAACAGAUGAUUAAAAAGUUUAAAGUGGUAACCAUAUUGUGUGAUCACGGACACGGUAUGUUUAUUUCAAAGUUCUCUUAGUAAAUUAUUGAGUUAACACGUAAAUAGGAACCCAUCAUCACAACUUAUUAAAAAUUAAAGCGCAGAGAUUCACGAAAACCUUUUGAUUUUCCUUCUUGCCAAGUCAUUUGCACUGUCAAUUGAUUUUUCGUUGGCAGUUUUUCUUGAAAUAGCAACUUUACAAACAACAAAACUGGCAUUGAUAUACUCCAAUUUUUUUUCCAUUGACACUGCAGUCGCAAACUUGUCAACGGGAAAACUUAUCAAGUUACACUUCCUUUAUUAUUAGUAACUCUUUUCUCGCACACUAAGACAUCCAUUGUUGCAAAACCAAAGAAAGUGCUGGUUUGUACGUCAGAAAAUAGGGAGCAGCUGGAUACGCUCAAAUUCUAUUGGUUGUAGUCAACAUUUCAGUUCCUCAAAAGUCAGUUGCAUCGAGGCAAGGCUAAAUAUCUCACAUCAGCGACGAGAUCUCCUCUCAAUAUGUUUUUUGGUCUUUUUUAUCCCCUUCUAUUUGAACUUUCUGCUCUAAUUCCAGAUCCAGCCUUUUCACAAGGUUUGUUAGACGCGUUCAUUAAUGCGUAUCUCUUUUUGUUUUCAGUGUUAGAACAUUGAUGUUGGUAAUACUCAUUUAUUCAUAGUAAUUGAACUUCGAAUCUGGAUAGAAGUCCGAUGUUCCCUGAAUUCUAUCAGUCUUUGAAACUUUCGCUUCCAUUGUCUAUCAGAUCAUUGAUUGAUGUUCUUCUUUUUUCCGAAGAAAAAUUUUGAAAGCAAUAUGUUAUUGUUAGAUAAUUAAUCACGAGAAACAGAAACGAAUGAUAACCUUACAGCUCCGAAUAGAUAGAAAUGUUUAGAAUUUAAAGGUUUGUGACUUUAUAUGCAAAAUGUAUUUUGAAAUGUUACCUCAGUAAAUAAAUAUAUUUAAGUCACUCAAAAUGCUCGUAUAUUUAUGGAAAAUAAUAUGGCAGAUGUUGAAAACUGAAAAGGUAAGACAAUGCAAAUUUAUGGUUGAGAGGUUCCUGAACAAAUAUUGAAUAAAUUAAAAUCGAAAUGGUUUGUUGAAAUGGCUGCGAAAAAUCUAUCUGCGAUAUGAUCGUUUAAGGUGUUCAACGGAGUGAAUUUCUCUUUUUUAUCAAAAUAAAUUUUUCAUAUGUUAUCCUUCUUUAUCUUGCAAAAUAUCGCCUGAUUUUAUCCAACUUGAUCAAGGGCCUCCUGGGCUGAGCACCAAACAAAGUUUGGCGACAACAGUGAAGGAAAAUUGUUAAAAAUUGUUAAAGUCAAGGGGCCCAAGAUGUUAAGACAGCUACAAGCUAUUGACAAAAUAAUAUCUGUUUUGCUUUCAAUUAGCAAAAUUUAUGAAUUCUAAAAUCAAGAAAGGUACCGUUGUAACAGUGUCGCAAGAUUUCUCCAACCUUUCAGGUACUUGGAAUGGAUAGCUGCUAAAUAAAAACGAGGGAGCUGACAACAUUUACUUCCAAUUAGAACGAAAAAUUCAUGGGGAAGUUAAAAUUAUUUAUUAAAGACUAUUUACUUUGGUCUCGUUUGAUCUAAAAACACGUUUCGGCCUCUAAUCAAACGUCACAUACCUUUCGUUCCGUAAAUGCUCAGAAUAUUUUUAAAUAUCUUAAUAUUUUACUAGAGGGCUAAAUAUCCUGUAAAAUACUUAAAAUACCUCAUAGGUUUAAUCAGCUGAUAACCAUGACAAAAAUUCUGGCAUAGAACUGAGCACUGUCCCGAAAACAAAGCGAGAGAAAAACGCAUGGAUCAGCUUAAAAUUAGCUCUCGAUACUUCAAAAUAUCACUCGAUUUUAUAAAUAUCUUAUGCUUUCCAUCACUCUCAGUUACCUCUUCGAUGAACUUUACAACAUCCUAAUGCGGCAAGAAUACAAAUUUUGUUUUAGUCGUAGCGAGGCAGGGAUCACCCCGAAAUUAUUGAAAAGAGCUGCGAGGGAAGGGGAGGAGAUGAAUGAGAAGGAGGAAAGCUGAUACUGAUCGGCCUUGAAACCAUUCUUGAAAAGGCUAAAUAAUUAUUCAUAAGAUCUAGAGUCCCACAGUUAUGAUGUACAUUUAUUAUUUUGAGCGGUAUGGGGGAGGAGGGGGGGGGGUAGUGUUCUAUAGGCCACUUUAUCCAUUCUUGUAACUAGCAAGUCCCUUCCUCGCCACCCCCUCCUGUGAGUGAUGCCAUCAUGUCCUUUUAUUACUUGACUGUUCUUCUUUCCUGUUACAGAAUCAAACCCUCUGUAUCGCGAGGGCAACCUUGUCUCCUCCACAAGAACCUUCCUGACGCGAACAUUCAUUAAACACGGGUUUCAUCACUUGAAUGUCCCGCUUGUUGGAACAGCGGCAGUGUCUGAUGUGUUUGACUGCACGUUAGAAUGUCUCAGUAAUCCGUUCUGUUUUUCUGUAAACCUGGCCGCCUUCAAAGGAGCCCAUGGAAAACUUUGGUGCGAAUUGUUGUCAUCUGAUAAGUUCAGAAACUCCACAGAGUAUAAAGGGAAUAAAAGUUCGCAUCAUUUUGCCAUUGAGGUAGGAAACACUCUUAGUUUUGACAAAUAAACGUGCUAAAAGUUUGACAGCUUUGUGAAGAUCUUAGAGAGAAGGCAGUCAGGUUAAAGCCACUGCAAAUGGUGUCGGUCUGUUGUCGUAUUCAUUGUGGUGACAACCGUAUUUCCAUGGCAUGUUGUAAAGCUUACAAACACUUUCUCGUGCCGCGCACUAUCUUACUUACUUACCACCUUUGUUUCCCAGGCACGUCGGCAGACUAAGAAAAUACAUGUGACUCAGUUGAAAAUUUGAGUCAAGAUACCAGAUUCUGUUUAUUUAAUUAAAGAAUGGAUCGUUGUUUAAAUCGUCAGUAUUUGGUCAGCCUUUAGUCAAUUUGUGUUUUAAAAUGUUUUAUCGACAGUUUCUGCGAACGUUCGAAACAGUUAGAAAACCUUUCCAGACUCAUAGAUCCCGACAGCUUAGAUAUAAAUUAUAUUUUUAAUCUCAUAAAGCCAUUUUCUAAAAUACCAGUAAAGGAAGUAAACUCAGCAAUAAUCUUAAUACUGUAGAUGAAAAUAAAAUAAAUAAAUAAAUAAUAAUAAAAAAGCCUAGAUGCUAUCAUAUGAGGUCUAUAGCAUGAAAAACUUAUACUAAAACAAAUCCGGACCGGAUUGACGGAAUAACGCGGAUUGGCAGAUUCAUGUACCUCCUAUUCAAAGUACAUGAACCAUUUUCCUACUUUGUUUCUCUACAGUCACCUUGCUCUUCGUCACCUUGUCAACACGAGGCUACGUGUGUCACAAACUAUAGAGAUGGCUCGUUCGGAUGCCGCUGUGCAAAAGGCUUCAAAGGAGAAUAUUGUGAAAAAGGUGAAAAGUUUGGCAUGGCAUUAAAUACUAUAAUUCUCAAGUGACUGAUAUAAAUAUUUUUACUUAACUUUGCGGCUCGAAAAUCUUCUAAAAUAGCUAGCGAAAAUAUAUAACUAAAAAAUAUUUAAUGCAAUGCAUAAAGAUGUUGAAUCUGUCGAUGCUCAAGUUCAUUAAGGAUCUGACGGAGAAAUCGAAAGGUCUGAGGUGGGGAACUGAAUAUUUAUUUUUGUUUUUACUAACUUCUCUUUGGGGACCAUUUAUCAUUUACCACGGGGAAGGGGGGUGGAUGAUUUUGGAGGAUCACAUGAUUUUCAAGGGGACUGAGGAUAACAGAUACAUAAGAAUAUCGCAAAGCCUUGACUUAGGGGGGGGGGAAGGUUAAUUUUAUCGUGCCACAACCAAAAUCCUCUGACCUUCCCCCCCCUCCCUCGGCAGUAAAUUAUAACUGGUACCAAAGUAAUAUUUAGCAUCUCUUAUUGCUCAAAGAUUUUGCUAAUAGCUUGAUACAAGAAAGUACAACGACUCUACUUUUGUGUCCCCUACUGGACUGUGAUGGAACAGAAAUAUUUCAAACACUGACUUUUAUUUUUUUUUUCUUUACAUUUAGUUAUUGGGUCCUGCAAAGAAGCUUACAACCUUUUCAAGUAAGUGAUACCAAAUGAUUAUCUUUUCGAGCAUAAAAUAAAGACAAAAAUAUCGAAUAGUUUCGAUGUUAAGAGAAGAUUUUUCACCGGAAACUAAUAUGAUCACGGGGUAAUUUAUUAUUAUCAACUGGGUUGAUAACGUAAAUUGGCCACCGUAAAGAGUUUCAAAGCUGACGUUUCGAGCAAUUGACGAUGGGCUCUGACGAAGGGCUAACGCUCGAAACGUCAGCUUUGAAACCCUUUACGGUGGCCUAUUUACGUUAUCAACUCAGUUGAUAACAGUAAAUUACCCUGUUAUACUCUCCCACCGACGCAGCAACACAGCUUCUUUAGAAACUUACCCUUUCUAAUAAUAUGAUAAAGAAUGGAUGUUUUCGUAUCAAGCAGGUCAAACGCCAGUCAACUGGUUCCACUGGACCUUGACUCUAAACCAAUCACAGUCCUCUGUCAGAUGGGGGAUUUUGGAUGCGGAGAUGGAGGAUGGACGCCUCUAAUGAAGAUUGACGGCAGCAAGGUAAGCCUCAUAUGGCGGAAUAUUCUUGGCGGGUUUUCUUGCGGGUGAUGAAGCGGGAGCAAGAAAUUUUCAGAAGCGUCGAAACUACGGUAGAAUCUCUUAGCAACUCGCCCAUAUUCUUAUCGCGGUCCCUGCUUGCAGAAAUUCCUCUGGUAUGAGUGCUACUAUACCCUAAUAUCUAAAACGCCUGCAAAGACCUGCAAGUAGGGUGUAGAUUUAUGGCUUGUACGCUAACUGUAUUACUGAUUUCAUGAGGGUCCUGCCUUUGGUGAUGCAUAAAAUGUUUUUAAGGAUAAAUUAAAUCCUCUUAUUUCUUUUUAGGCAACGUUUCACUAUGACUCUCACUACUGGAGUGAUAAAAACCAAUACAACAUCCCCGGCGGGAGGACUGGGUUUGACUCACAAGAGACCAAGUUACCGACCUAUUGGAACACACCUUUCUCCAAGAUCUGUCUCGGUAUGAAGAUAAGUGGACAGCUCAGGUUUAUUGUCAUUAACAAGCAGGUCAACUCUCUGUACUCUCUGAUUGCUGAUGGGACAUACCGCGCUACUUCACUGGGUCGUAACGAGUGGAAGAAGUUGAUUGGUGCGGAGGGCUCUUUGCAACUGCGCUGUAACAAGGAGGGCUUCAAUGUUGUAGGUAGUUUAAGAAAUCAUUCUAAAGCAAGAGUUGGUUAUAUAGCUAACAAUCAAAACCAUUGUGGCUCUUGUGACUCCAGAAUUGGGUUUGGUACCGGAGGAUAUCCUGAUAACUCCAUUACAUGUGGAAACGUAGCAGCUCGUUCCCCAGAUAACGGCAACAGAAAUAUCAAAGCUAUGGGAUAUAUUUUGGUGCAGUAAACUCUUUCAAUCCAUGUAUUACGUUAGAAAACUCACGAAGACUGGGGGAGGGGAGGUGGGGUACUGAAAAAAGCCCUUUUCCAUCUAUCCAUCCCUCUCCUUUCUCCCCUCAAACGCCAAAGUGAGAACUUGCUAAAGAGACGAUAGAUUGCUUUCUGUUUAGUUCGGCUUCUAAAUUGCUUUUUUUCCAAUUUGCGGCGAGUGCGAAGACGGGUGGAGACGACUUUUCCCGCAUGGGUUCUAUUUGUACAACGUUUUGAGCCCUAAGUUUUACGGAAAUUCAGUUGACUGGUUACUAAAACUGCUGUGAUGUUUAAAUCUUAAAAAAGAAGUAAAGCCAGGAUAGCAACACGAGACAUUUUCAGGCACUCGCCAAACAUUACCACUAAUAGGCCUUUGCUGACCAAAUCAUAUUGAGCUUUAUCUGUUUUGCUUUUUGCAUAUUUCUUUGACAACCCUUAGCUCGUGAUUUACAAACCUCUCCUUCUCCUCUAACAUCCCACGUGAGUUAUUAAGCCAGUAAACUGAUAGAAAGUGUGGUCUAUUGUUUAAUUAUUACUAAUUAUUAUUACUAAUAAUAACUAUUAUUAAUUAUUUUUAAUCAUUAAGAUUUGCGAACUAGCCCUUCAUGCAAGUAUGUAAUCACUUGUCAAGACUAUAUACUAUACCUAACACCAGGGCCUAGUUGUAUAAAGGGUAGAUAACGCUCUCCAACUAAUCAAUCGCUAUCCAGCGGAUAAAAUAGCAAAACGUAGAGCGUUAUCCACUGGAUAGAGAUUUAUCCAGUGGAUAGCGUUAUCCGAUCUUCGAACAACCGGGGCCUGGACUGUACAAAGAAAUACGUCCGACACAAGAACCUUAUUAUACAGCAAUUUCUCCACGGCUAGAAAAAGUGCAUAUGAUAAUUUGAUAACAAUAGGUAUAAAAUAAAUGAAAAACAAGUAAGUCAUUAUUCACCACAGGAUGGUUUAUUUGGAUCCAACAUAAUGACCAGCUCCCAGUUAGCUCAUUAGCUCAGUUCGUAGAGCGUUGCACCGAUGUCGCAGAGGUCAUGGGUUCAAAUCCCGUGCAGGCCUGAAUUAUUUUUCAGGUUUUAUUUCAACUACUAGUGCAGUAGUGUUCAUAGCUGCGAGGAUCGUCUAUAUUCGUUUCUUCACCGCAGUGAACAAAUAUGAUUUUUCAUAUAUUUACAGUCAUUAGGCAAAAGAUUAUUUGAAUAAAAAUAAAUUAAAAAGAGGGGCGCCGAGACACCAUAUUAGAAACAUCACAGUAAGACAAUACGACUAGAAUCAAGAUUUCUAAUUCAAAUUCAUAGUUAUGUAAAAUUUUUGCAAUUAGAAGAAUUACAAUAUAGUGGAGUAAUCUUAGAAUUGAAUGUUCACUGUGCCAAAUACAAGAGUUUAUCAGAUACUUUAAAUAAGAUGAUGUCUGCUCGGAAUAAAGGUUACAAAUAAUGAAUACCGUAUAUCCUCGACUGAGCGCCCACGCUCUAAUAAGUGCCCUUCCCCGAAUAAGUGCCUACUCCCUCUUUCAUAAUGUCAAAAAAGCGUCCCCCCCCCCUUUGAAUAAGCGCCCACCUCUUCCCUCACUUUCUCAGUGGUAGGAAUACUAGGAAAAAUUGUUUCUAUUGACAUGUUUGAGUGAACAAUGACCGCAUUGGUUUGCACGUCAGAAAACUCGAAGCAGCUGCAAUCAUUUUUAAAAUUCUAUUGGUUGAAAUCAGCGCCUUGGAAAUGUUCACAGGUAUAUUAGUUCUUGACUGCAGCUCGUCACUGAUCGCAUUUGAAACAAAGCUAAGAUUCUUUCCUUUGCGGACGAGAAGAUUCGAUUUCUUUUAACGUGUUUUUUUUAUUUUUGUCUAUUCAGUUUUAUUUCAAUUCUCUGCUCUGAUGUCAGAAACAGCGUUUUCUCAAGGUUUUUAAUUUGCACUUGAUACUUGUUUGAUAUUCGCAUCUGAAUAUUGCUUUUCCCCGUUAUUAUUCGUUUAUACUUGGGAAGAGGAACAAAAAUGUUUUUAACUAUCUAGACACACGACCAAUGAAUAAUGCCAUCAACGCUUAAACAUUUCCUCGUUACGAGGAAAUUUGUGCUCUGAAGUGUUGCUAAAAACCAAGCUUUAUUGAGAAUUAAUCAUACGUUGGACCGUUUAUUUCGAAGUCCUUUAUGUAAAUUAUUGAGUUAACGCGUAAAUAGGAACCCAUUUUCACAACUUAUUAAAAAUUUAUACCAAAAGACUCUCUUUAAAAGUUUUUUUUGUUCUAAAUCUUUAAUGAUAUGUAUAGGUUUCCAACAGUUAAUACUUGUUCAUAACCCACAUAUGGCAUUUCUGUUAUUUUUCUGUCGUAGCGCAGAAUUUCGCGAAAAUCUUCUGAUUUUCCUUCUUGCCAAGUCAUCCUUACCGUCAAUUGAGUUUUCAUUGGCAAGUUUUUCCUUAAAUAGCAACUUCCCUUCUUCCAAAACUGUCCUUGAUAUUUUCGAAAUUAUUUUUCAUUAACACUGCCGUCGCAAACUUGUCAAUGAGAAAACUUAUCAGGUUACACUUCCUUUAUCAUUAUUAUUAACCCUUCCCUCGCACUCCUAAUGGCCACUAAAAAGAUCUAACUCGCAGUAUUAUCAAUUUUCCAGGAAAAUAAGCGAAGAAAGGGAAAGGAAGAUGGGGAAUAAACGAUUUUGUUUGUUUAAACGCUAAAAUGUCACAGCGGAGAAAUGUUCGACAGAUGGUGCGCAGAGUUGGUAUACAGAUCCCGCAAGUAAGCGAGUUGAUACGGCGGCGUUCGUUUAAUACAAAUUUUUCCGCGAUUGCAACACUAGUGACAUGAAAAUGUUUUCAGGCCUUGUGAUUUCGGUGAUUCUACAAUAUUAUUUCAAAGCACUCAGCCUUAGUUGAGCAUUUCUCGUGAGGCCUGCGUUUACAAACUGGAUAUUGGGAGUUUAUCCUAAUUUUAAAACAGAGAAUUUUAUCUGGACGAUUCACGACAGGCUGCCCUUAGAAACAAACCCAAACGACUGGAUGUUAUUGGCAAGCUUAGAUGUAAAUAAAUGCUCAUUGCGCGAUCAGUUCAUCCGAUACUAUUUAGAAAAUGUUUCCUUUUUGGAACUAAGGGAAGAGUAAAACGGAAAUUGAGUCAUGGGAUCAUUUUAUAACUAAAACGAGUUCAAACCCCAUUUUUGACUCGUUUUCCCCUCCGCCCUUUUAAAACUCAGCCAUAGCACUGAGACAUGUUUUUGUUGCAAAAACAAAGGAAAGGGCUGGUUUGUACGUCAGCAAAUUGGGGGCGGCUGGAAUCGCUCAAAUUAUAUUGGUUGUAGUCAAUAUUUCAGUUGAUUACAAGUCGCAUAAGGGGCAAGGCAACAUCUCCUCUCCGGCAACAUGUUUUCUGGUCUUUUUUAUCCCCUCCUAUUUGAACUUUCUGCUCUAAUUCCAGAUCCAGCCUUUUCAAAAGGUUUGUUAGAUGCGUUUGCAUUGUAUCUCUUAUUGUUUUUAGUGUUAGAACAUUAAUGUUGGCAAUAUUUAUUCAUUUAUAUUAAUUCAACCCAGAAUCUGGAUAUAAGUCCGAUGUUCCCUGAGUUCUAUCAGUCUUCGUUUUUUUUGGUUAUAUUUUCUCUUGACUUGUGGUGAUGGGAGUUGAAUGCUCCUUAGAAACUUGUUUCAACAGUUUUCUUUAAACCUGAUAUCUUAGGACGCUAUUGAAUGGCAUAAUCUCAAUGUUUAAUUAACUUCCUUUCAUAUAUAUAUGCUGUUGUAAAAUAUAAUUUGUGAAAGUUACACAGUUGAAGUCGAUCUGUUGCCCUGUAACGUCCAGCCCUUCAACUUGGUUAAAUGCAAACAACACUCCAUCACUUCACAUUGAGAAAUGAUUUUCAAGACUAAGCUAAGUCAUUGAUUGAAAAAGCCUUUAUUCAACUUCAAGUUAAAUUCUAAAUGUUGCCAGAAAACAGCAACAUUUCUUUAGACCUGGAUAAAAUUGCGGAGGUUAACUACAGGCUUUCGACCUUGCCAAGCUUUUACUCAAAAUAGUUUAUCAAAGACUUCCAAAAUUUGGUUCGUAGAAACAUUCGUAUCUUAUGCCCAUCAGAUCAUUGACGGAUUUUCUUCCUUUUUCCGAAGGAAAGUUCGAAAACAAUAUGUUAUAGUUAGAUAAUUAAUCUUGAGGAAGAGAACUAAUGAUAACAUUACAACACCGAAGAGCUAGAAAUGUUUACAAUUUGAAGGUUUGUGACUUUAUUUGCAAAAUGUUAUUCUAAAAUGUUGCCUCAGUGAAUAAAUGCAUUUAAGUCUCUCAGAAUGCACAUAUAUCUAUAAUGAAUGACACGGCAGGUGUUGAUAACUGAGAAGGUAGGACAAUAAAAAUUUCUAUGAAAAAAAUGUUUAUGAGCUCCCUGAACAAAUAUUGAAUAAAUUAAAAUCGAAAUGGCUUGUUGAAAUGGCUGCGAAAAAUCUAUCUGCGAUAUGAUCGUUUUAAGUGUUCCACAAAACGGUUUUUUUUUUCACCGAGCUGAAUUGUUCACAUGUUAUCCUUCUUUAUCUUGCGAAAUAUCGCCUGAUUUUACCCAACUUGACCGAGGGCCUCCGAGGCUGAGCACCAAACAAAGUUUGGCGACAACAGUGGAGGAAAAUUAUUACUUAAAUUUAGCGAAAGUCAAGGGGCCCAAGAUGUUAAGACAGCUAAAAGCUAUUGAAAAUAAUCACUGCUUUGCUUCCAAUUGGCAAAAUUUAUGAAUUCUGAAAUUAAAACAGGUACCAUAGUAACAGUGUCGCAAGAUUUUCCAACCUUUCAGGUAUUUGGAAUCGAUGGCUGCCAAAUAAACACGAGGGAGCUGACAAAAUUUGCCUCCAACUAGAAAAAAAUUCAUGGACAAGUUAGAAUUCUUUAUUAACGACUGUUUACCUUGGUUUCGUAUGAUCUAAUAGCAUUUUUAGGCCUCUAAUCAAACGUCACAUAUCUUUCCGUAAAUAGUGGGCUAAAUAUCGUGUAAAACACUUAAAAUAACUCACAUGUUUGUUUUCAUGACGAACUACAGUUAAACUUGUAUUAAGUAGUCACCCACGGGGAAUGCAGGGCUGACCGCUUAAAAAGGUUCUAAAGAUUAAGGUUAAUUUAGGCAACGAUAAAAAAGCGCCAUUUUAUGCCAUAAUUGACAACUUUUUGUACAAAACCUCGCUCAAAAGUACUACUGACAUUGAUUUCGAAAGGAAAAUAUGGAUCAAAUUUUUCUCGAAGGAUAAUUCUUCGAUUUAUUCAAGUAGUUCCGCUUUAAGUGACCGCUCAAUACAGGUGGAAGAUUAUACAAAGAGGCCGUUCAGGCUCACUCAAAGGUGAUUGCGACCGCUUCAUAAAGGUGACCGCUUAACUGAGGUGAAAAUCACGGGGAAACAAAUUCGGGACUUACGGAGCCGCAUCAGGUUUGACUGUAAUUUUGAAUCAAGUAAGCCAACAUUUUCAUUUGUGUGGGUUUAAGAAUAAGCAAAGAGACUGUCAAUGAUUGUGUUGUGGAAAAAAGGACAGUGAAACAACGUCCAACACAACUUGUAAAUGGUUAAUCAGCUGAUAACCAUGACAACAAUUCUGGCAUAGAACUGAGCGCUGUCCCGAAAACAAAGCGAGAGAAAAACGCAUGGAUCAGCUUAAAAUUAGCUAUCGAUACUUCAAAAUAUCCCACAACAUCCUAAUACAGCAGGAAUACAAAUUCCGUUUAGUUACAAAGAGGCAGGGGUCACCCCGGAAUUAUUGGAAGAGCCGGGAGAGAAGUGGAGGGGGGGAGGGGUCCCAUAGUUAUGAUAAAUAUCAAUUCUUUUGAACGAUAUGGGGAAGGGGGGUGCAUGUUACGGUAUAAUCUUACUGACAGAAAAACGCUUCAAUUGCACAAACUCAACUACUAUAUUAAACGGCGAGUAAUGUUCUUAGCGAGGAGUGACUCCUAAAAGUGAUACAAUACUUACAAUACCACCACGGUUUAUAUCCCAGCUCACCACUGAUGCAAUCUCAGUGCUGUCUCCAAAGUCCCCUUGAACGGGCAAUCUUCCACAGUAACUCUCUCUCGGUAUAGCUAUCAAAGACAGUCGUCGCUCCGACGAUAACACUUACCGCUACUACUAUUACAUAAGUGAGUAUUUAUAUAUAUAUUCACAAAGUGUUCUGGAAAAUUCUAAAAGCUUACUUAAGAACUAUAUAUUUUAGAAGUAUUACCUAAUAAAUACGUGACUUGAUAAAAUUUUCCGGAAAGCUCUACGGUAUGCAAGUCAGCAUGACUCAGCCGUCUGGAAAUUUCUGGAAGAUUAUAUUAACAACAAUUACUCAUAACAGGGGGUAGUGUUCUAUAGGCAACUUUAUCCUCUUUUGUAACCAGCCAGUCCCUUCCUCGCCACUCCCUCCUGUGAGUGGUGCCAUCAUGUCCAUGUCCUUUUAUUACUGAACUCUUCUUCUUUCCUGUUACAGAAUCAAACCCUGUGUAUCGCGAGGGCAACCGCGCCUCCUCCACAAGAACCUUCCUGAGACGUACAUUCAUUAAACACGAGUUUCAAUACUUGAAUGUCCCGCUUGUUGGAACAGUGGCAGUGUCUGAUGUGUUUGACUGCACGUUAGAAUGUCUCAGCAAUCCGUUCUGUUUUUCUGUGAACCUGGCCGCCUUCAAAGGAGCCCAUGGAAAACUUUGGUGCGAAUUGUUGUCAUCUGAUAAGUUCAGAAACUCCACAGAGUAUAAAGGGAAUAAAAGUUCGCAUCAUUUCGCCAUUGAGGUAGGAAACAUUUCUUAAUUUUGACAAAUAAACGUGUUAAAAGUUUGACAGCCUUGUCAAGAUCGUAAAGAGAAGGCAGUCAGGUUAUAGCCACUGCAAAUGGUGUCGGUCUGUUGUCGUAUUCAUUGUGAUGACAACCGUAUUUCCAUGGCAUGUUGUAAAGCAUGCAAACACUUUCUCGUGCAGCGCACUAUCUUACUUACUUACCACCUUCUGUUUCCCAGGCACGUCGGCAGACUAAGAAAAUACAUGUGACUCAGUUGAAAAUUUGAGUCAAGAUACCAGAUUCUGUUUGUUUAAAGAAUGGAAUCGUUGUUUAAAUCGUCAGUAUUUGGUCAGCCUUUAGUCAAGAUACCAGAUUCUGUUUAUUUGAAGAAUGGAAUCGUUGUUUAAAUCGUCAGUAUUUGGUCAGCCUUUAGUCAAUUUUGUGGUUUAAAAUGUUUUAUCGAUAGACUUCUUCAUUUUCUGCAAACGUUCGAAACAGUUAGAAAAGCUUUCCUGACUUAUAGAUCCCAACGGCUUAGCAAUAUAUUUUAACCUCAUAAAGCCACUUUCUCAAAUACCGGCAAAGGCAGAAAACUAAUCCAAAAUCUUAAUACUGAUAAAAAUAAGAAAAACACUGAUGCUAUCAGAUGAGGUAUGGCUAUACCAUAAAAAUUUAUAUUAAAACAAAUCCGGACCGGAUCGACGAAAUAGCGCGCCGCGAUAGGCGGAUUAAUGUACUCCCUAUUUACCGAACAUUUACAGAUUUACAGCUGCCUUUCAAAAUGAACCAUUUUCCUACUUUGUUUCUCUACAGUCACCUUGCUCUUUGUCACCUUGUCAACACGAGGCUACAUGUGUCACAAACUAUAGAGAUGGCUCAUUCAGAUGCCGCUGUACAGAAGGCUUCAAAGGAGAAUAUUGUGAAAAAGGUGAAUAGUUUAGCAUGGUGUUAAAUUCUAAAAUUCUCAAGUGACUGCGAUAAAUUUUUCUGCUUUACCUUGCAGCUCGAAGACUUAAAAAAUAGCUAGCGAAAAUAGAUAACUAAAAAACAUUUAAUGCAAUGCAUAAAGAUGUUGAAUCUCUUGGUGCUCAAGUUGAUUAAUCAUCUGACUGCGAAAUCAAAAGGUCUGAGGUGGGGAACUAAAUAUUUAUUUUUAAUUUUUACCUCUCCUAAGGGAACAAUUAUCAUUCAUCAUUUACCACGAAGGAGCGGGGGGGGGGAACAGUUGUCGCCGAAAGAGUUUAAAGGGGGGGUACUGUAGAAAUUGGCUGUCAAUUUUAAAACUACUAACGAGUGGGGAUCGUAAGAAUUUUACAAAGCCUUAACUGAGGGGGGGAGCGAUCUGUUUAAUUUUAUCGUAACUCAACCAAAAUCCUCUGACCCCCUCCAUCGGUAAAUUAUAACCGGUACCAAAGUGAUGUUUAUCAUCUCUUAAUGAUCAAAGAUUUUGUUCAUAGCUUGAUACAAGAAUGUACAACGACUCUACUUUUGUGUUCCCUACUGGACUGUGACAAAGCCUAAAUAUCUUAAACACCUCACUUUUGUUUUUUCCUCUUUAUAUUUAGUUAUUGGGUCCUGCAAAGAAGCUUACAACCUUCUCAAGUAAGUGAUACCAAAUUAUUAUCCUAUAGAGCAUAAAAAAGAUACAAAAUUAUCGAAUAGUUUCGACGUCGAGAGGAAAUUUUUCGCCGCAAACAAAUAUGAUCAUGAAUGGAUUUCUUUUCGCGUCAAACAGGUCAAACGCUAGUCAACUGGUUCCACUGUACCUUGACUCUAAACCAAUCACAGUUCUCUGUCAGAUGGGGAAUUUUGGAUGUGGAGGUGGAGGAUGGACGCCUGUAAUGAAGAUUAACGGCAGCCAGGUAAGCCUCAUUUGGAGGAAUAUUCUUAGCGGGGUUUUCUUGCGGAUGAUGAAGCGCAAGAAAGACAUUUUCAGAAGCAUCGAAACUAUGAGAGAAUCUCUUAGCAACUCGUCCAUAUUCCUCUCGCGGUCCCGCUUACGGAAAUUCUUCUGACAUAAGUACGACAAUACCCUAAUAUCUAAAAGCGCGACGAAUUGCUAAUUAACCCGCCUACAAGUAGGGUAUUUACACUAACAGUAUUAUUGAUUUCAUGAAGGUCCUGCCUUUGAUGAUGCAUCGUGUUAUUUAUGUUUAAGGAUAAAUGAAAUCUUAAUUCUUUUUAGGCAACGUUUCACUAUGACUCUCACUACUGGAGUGAUAAAAACCAAUACAACAUCCCCGGCGGGAGGACUGGGUUUGACUCACAAGAGACCAAGUUACCGACCUAUUGGAACACAUCUUUCUCCAAGAUCUGUCUCGGUAUGAAGAUAAGUGGACAGCUCAGGUUUAUUGUCAUUAACAAGCAGGCCAACUCUCUGCACUCACUGAUUGCUAAUGGGACAUACCGCGCUACUUCACUGGGUCGUAACGAGUGGAAGAAGUUGAUUGGUGCGCAAGGCUCUUUGCAACUGGACUGUAACAAAGAGGGCUUCAAUGCUGAAGGUGACAGAAAUUAUUAUUCUAGAGCAAGAAUUGGUUAUAUUGCUAACCAGGUAAACCAUUGCCACACUUGUGACUCCAGAAUUGGGUUUGGCACCGGAGGACGUCCUGAUAACUCCACUACGUGUGGAAACGUAGCAGCAGUUGGCCCAGAUAAUGGUGACAGAUACAUCAAAGCUAUGGGAUACAUUUUGGUGUAG